Molecule: messenger RNA, 1968 nt
Organism: Aspergillus clavatus NRRL 1
Lineage: Eukaryota; Fungi; Ascomycota; Eurotiomycetes; Eurotiales; Aspergillaceae
Product: putative GTPase NOG1
Exons: 5
Coding region: 1-1968 (655 amino acids)
Biological process (GO): ribosomal large subunit biogenesis
Cellular component (GO): nucleolus
Molecular function (GO): GTPase activity; RNA binding; GTP binding
Source: RefSeq, a predicted model, not a curated record
AUGAAGACGACUUGGAAGGAUAUCCCGCCUGUGCCCACGAGCCAGGAAUUUCUGGAUGUCGUCCUCAGUCGCACGCAGAGACAGCUUCCUACCCAGAUCCGUGCCGGCUUCAAGAUCAGCCGUAUCAGAGGGUUCUACACUCGAAAGGUCAAAUUCACCCAGGAGACCUUCUGCGAAAAAUUCCAGGCGAUUCUCGAUGGAUUUCCCAGAUUGCAGGAUAUUCAUCCCUUCCACAAGGAUUUGAUGAACACCCUGUACGAUGCCGAUCAUUUCAGAAUCGCCCUCGGUCAAGUAUCCACAGCCAAGCAUCUUAUCGAAACCGUCUCUCGCGACUAUGUCCGUCUCAUCAAGUACGCCCAGUCGCUGUUCCAGUGCAAGCAGCUCAAGCGUGCUGGUCUGGGUCGCAUGGCCACCAUCUGCAGACGUCUGAAGGAUCCCCUUGUCUACCUCGAGCAGGUUCGCCAGCACUUGGGUCGUCUCCCCGCGAUCGAUCCCAAUACCCGCACUCUCCUGAUCUGCGGUUACCCCAACGUCGGAAAGUCCAGUUUCCUGCGCAGCAUCACUCGCGCCGAUGUCGACGUCCAGCCCUAUGCUUUCACCACCAAGAGUUUGUUCGUCGGUCAUUUUGACUACAAGUAUCUGCGAUUCCAGGCUAUUGAUACCCCUGGUAUCCUGGACCACCCCCUGGAGGAGAUGAACACGAUUGAAAUGCAGUCCAUCACCGCCAUUGCGCAUUUGCGCUCCGCUAUCAUGUACUUCAUGGAUCUCUCGGAGCAGUGUGGUUACUCGGUGGCCGACCAGAUCAAGCUCUUCCACAGCAUUCGCCCUCUGUUUGCCAACAAGAUCGUUUUCCUUGUCGUCAACAAGAUUGAUGUCAGACGGCCUGAGGACCUGGAGCCCGAAUACCAGGAGGAACUCCAGAAGAUUCUCAAGUCCGGUGAUGUCGAGCUGCUGCAAUUGUCGUGCGCCACUACCGAAGGCGUCACAGCGGUGAAGAACGCUGCAUGUGACAAGCUUCUGGCCGAGAGAGUCGCGCAGAAGCUCAAGUCCGGAUCCAACAGCGCCGGUACCCCUGGCGGACGUUUGGGCGACGUGCUCGCCCGUAUCCACGUGGCACAGCCUGUUGGCGGUGUGCGCGAGGCCUUCAUUCCCGAUGCGGUGAAGACAUUGCAGAAGUACGACAAGGACGACCCGAACCGGAAGAAGCUCGAGCGCGACAUCGAGGAGGAGAACGGCGGUGCUGGUGUUUACAAUAUCGACCUCAAGAAGAACUACACUCUGGCCGACGACGAAUGGAAGCACGACAAGAUCCCCGAGGUGUGGAACGGCAAGAAUAUCUACGACUUUGUGGAUCCGGAUAUCGAGCAGAAGCUGGCUGCUCUGGAGGAAGAGGAGGAGAAGCUGGAAGCGGAUGGCUACUACGACUCGGACGAGAGUGUCGAAGAUGUCGAGGAUGCCGACAACCGCAUGAAGGCGGAACUGAUUCGCGAGAAGCGGGCCCUGAUGCGCAACGAUGCCAAGCUGCGCAAGUCGCUCAAGAACCGGGCAGCCAUCCCCCGCAGCGCCAAGGCGAAGAAGCUGUCGCAGAUGGAGCAGGCUCUGGACGCGGCCGGAUACGAUGUCGACGCCGCUGCUGCCCGUGCGCGGUCCCACAGCCAGGUGCGCGGCCGCACCACCACCCGCAGCGAGAUCGACACCAACGACGCUAUGGACAUCGAUCCCUCGGAUCCUCGCCAGGCAAUUGCUCGGGCCAAGAGCCGUGCCCGCAGCCAGGCGGCCACCAACCGUCUGAUGGACGGUGUGACCGACACAACAUCCCGCACCAAGGCGGAGCGUCUGCUCAAGUUGGGACAGAAGAAGAACAACCGGAUGGCCAGACAAGGAGAAGCGGAUCGUCACACGACCGCCUCUCUUCCCAAGCAUUUGUACACCGGAAAGCGUACGAUCGGCAAGACACAACGCCGGUAA